AUGCUACCCUCUUGGGCCACGCUGCCAUGGGCCAGUCAGAGCCGUGCACAUGAGCUGGAGUUUGUGCUGCUGGGUUUCGCACACGCGCCCUCGCUGCGCCCAAUGCUCUCAGCACUCUUCCUGGCCGCCUUCCUGCUCACAUUGCUAGGCAACGCGCUCAUCGUUAUCCUCACCAGCCUGGACCCAGGUCUGCGCGCACCCAUGUACUUCUUCCUGCGCCAGCUGGCACUGGUGGAGAUCUGCUUCUCUCUGGACGUAGCACCCCGUCUGCUGGUGACGCUGCUGUGGCCAGGAUGUGGGGUGUCCCCCACAAGCUGCGCCCUGCAGCUCCUUCUUGUGCUGUCCUGUGUCACAUCUGAAUGCUUCCUCCUCACAGUCAUGGCCUGGGACCGCUUCUUGGCCAUUUGUAGACCACUGCGCUAUGGCGCCAUCAUGAGCCCGCGGCUGUGCUACCUGUUGUCCACCACCUGCUGGCUGGCGGGAAUCCCCGUGGCACUGAUCUUCACCAUCUGGCUCUUUAACUUCCCCUUCUGUGGGCCGCGUGGCAUCCGACACUUCUUCUGUGACAUAGCGCCUCUGCUGAGCCUGGUGUGUGCAGACACCAGAGUCUUCGAGGCCAAAGUGUUCGUGGCCACUGUCCUUGUCAUCAUGGUUCCCUUCUGUCUCAUAGCCGCAUCUUAUAUCAUGAUUCUGGCUGCUGUCCUUCGGAUGUCGUCAGCCUCUGGGCGCCACAAGGCCCUGUCCACCUGUGCCUCCCACCUCAUCGUGGUAAUUCUGUUUUAUGGCACCACGGGGGUCAUCCACUUGUGCCCCAAGGCCAGCUAUUCUCCUGAAAGCAAGCAAGUGGUGUCCCUGUCAUACACCAUGGUGACCCCCAUGCUCAACCCCCUCAUCUACAGCCUGUGGAACAAGGAGGUCAAGGCUGCCCUAGAUCGUGUCUUUAUUCAGAGACGAGCUACUUUCACCCCCCUGACCUCUGUAUGA
Messenger RNA from Acomys russatus (golden spiny mouse), 984 nucleotides. RefSeq names its product olfactory receptor 10A7-like. Gene Ontology annotation, biological process: G protein-coupled receptor signaling pathway. The transcript has a single exon. The record is from RefSeq and is a predicted model, not a curated record. Gene Ontology annotation, cellular component: membrane. Lineage: Eukaryota; Metazoa; Chordata; Mammalia; Rodentia; Muridae. Gene Ontology annotation, molecular function: olfactory receptor activity; G protein-coupled receptor activity. Bases 1 to 984 code for a protein of 327 amino acids.